Ostrinia furnacalis (Asian corn borer) is the source of this 1156-nucleotide messenger RNA. RefSeq lists its product as uncharacterized. Lineage: Eukaryota; Metazoa; Arthropoda; Insecta; Lepidoptera; Crambidae. The transcript has 2 exons. The coding region runs from base 107 to 1075 and encodes 322 amino acids. The record is from RefSeq and is a predicted model, not a curated record.
AGCACUCGUAGACACCGGCGCCACAAGAUCAUACAUCAACGACCAAGUGUACAGUAAAUUCGUGAAAAGAAACCUGAAACCGAAAACAGUAAGCAUAACAGCUAGCAUGACAGAUGGGCACACAACUCGAAUUAAAGAAGCACUAGACUUGCAAAUUAAUAUAAAAGGAAAAACAAUUAACCACCAAGUGUUAUAUCAUCCACAAAUCAAGAGUAUACUGAUCGGCAUGGACAUAUUAAAUAGAAUAGGAGCCAAAAUAGAAUGGCCCAAAGAUAGCACCAAGCAAGAGGAACAAGUGGGAACAACGUCAAGAAAAACUACAGAAGUCAACAUCGUACCUACAUACGAAAUGGCCGAAACACCGACAAGUAAGAAAAAACACAAGAUUAAACUCACACACGAAAAACCAAUCAAGAAAAAAGACUAUUCACGGAACCCUAAAAGUCAAGAAGUAAUAAAUAAACAAGUAACACGCUUAAAACAAGAAACAAAGGAAGACUGGAUCCAAAAGAAAAUUCAAGAAAUACAAAAAACCGGAAACAAGGACUAUAAAAUGUCAAACAGCAAAUUAUACAGGAAAAUAAUAAAUCACGCAUACGGACCAAGAAGAGAAACAUCAUCAGACUGGAAAUUAUGCAUAAAUAACAAUGAAAAAAACCAGAUUCUGAAAGAAAACCACGAUACACCAACCGCAGGCCACCUAGGAACAGCAAAAACACUAAACAAAAUAUCACAGAGAUAUUAUUGGCCCGGUAUGUACAGAGAUGCGUCAACGUACGUCAAGAACUGCAAAACCUGUCAAGCUAACAACGCACGCAAACCCUGGAAAGCGAACGUAGUGUCUACAAACCCGAGUAGACCACUACCCAGAUCAUCAAACCGGGCCACAGACUGGACCGAAAUCCUCGAGGUCGACACCAUCGACCACCCACAAGACCUGGACUGGCGCGAGACCGGCCCUGGAGAGGAGCCGACCCGAGCCGAGGACCAGACCAGGAGGCGGCCGGGGAGAAAGAAGAGGCGCGGCCAAAUCCAGAACCAGCUGAACAAGGCCAGUAACGUUAAUUACUCGUAGCUUAACUUUAUACCUAAGUUAGGUCUAGUCAGUUCUCGUUAAAGUAAAUUCAUCAAUAUUAAAAACAAGUCGAUAAUACAU